UAAAAAUUUAAAAAAAAAUAAAACAAAAAAAAACAACCCCUGAAUUUGAAUUGCCCGCGCUUCCAUGAUCCAUAAAAUCCAGACGCCCUUCAUUGGCUAAUGAUAAGAUUGUAUUUUUGUUGUGGAUUUUGUGUUUGUAGUGGUUGUGGUGUGAACACGUGGGUUGAUGAUAUUGAUAAAAAUGAUGGCCUCCUUGGUCUUUUUAUGAAACUGAUGUAAUAUUCGUCAUAAUUCGUGUAGUUUUCUGUCAGUGAUGAGCAAUUAAAUUUGAAUUUCCCUCCUUCGAAAUAAAGAAAUUCUUGAAAAAGCAUGGAUUCCGAAGUCAACUCAAAAGUAACCCGUCCAGUUCAUCACAGAAUUAGUAAAUAUUACAAUGUCAUGGUAAAAGUGGACGACGAUGUGUAUUAUUUAGACAAAUUCCAACUGGCCUGGAAAUCAGACUACUUCGAGAAAUUAUUAAUCGAGUAUUCUGACCAGCAAGAAUGCAUUUCAAUAGAACUACCAUCGAUGGAUACCAAAACAUUCUCUACCAUUGCUGACAUAAUAUAUGGGCAGUCUGUGUUGAACUACUUUCAGAACUCUGUCUUGAACCAAUAUAAUUACGUUGAAUUGAUAAUGGCUAUGGAUUACUUACAAAUGGAAAUAGAUCUGAGACCCUACCAUUUUUUCAUCGUGCAACAUUGCAGCCCAGAUGCGAAAAUAUUCAAAUUAUACAACUUCGUACGAGAGAAUCCUAAUUUACAAUGGUUGCUAAAGACAGUUUUUGAUUAUAUAUCUGUUCAUUUGGCUGAUAUGCGAAAUUACAAAGAUUUCUUAUCUAUGCCAUUUGACCACAUAAUGCAGAUAAUUUUAGGCAAAAGAACUUUCACUUGGGAUACUCCGACUACGAGUAGGAGUGAUGUGCUUGGAGUUUGUCAAUUUUGCUCCGAAUGGAUUUGCACCAGUUUGGAAAAUAGGCUUCCUCAUGUAGCGAAGCUCGUCAAUGCUGUUAAACGAAGAUUUAAUUUCAUGAAUGAAGUGAAUGAUGAUGGUUGUGUUAGGAUGUUAUCCGAAAUCACCGAACCAAUGAAUCCCAAAAUGAUGACGAAACUAUUCUACAAAUUUUUGAUGUGCGAUGGAGACAUACGAGCAAGAACAGCUGAGAAUCUACUGGAAGAUGAGAGUAUACAGGAAAAUGAAAAUAUACAGGAAGAUGAAAGCAUUCAAGAAGAUGUGAAUCUACUGAAAGAUGAAGAAAAAGAAGUUUGGAGGAACCGUCCCGAAAGUUAUGAUCGAGAAAAGUUGGCAAAAUUUGUAGAAAAUAAUUAUUUUCACGAUAUCGUAGUCAAUGUUGGAGAAAAAACAUAUAAACUUCAUCGAUUUAUAUUGAAUUCAGCGUCUGGCUACUUCGCUGGAAUUUUUUCCAUCAAGCAGCAGUCCAACUCCUCAGACGUUCCAUGUGCUGAAGUAUCGACACAGCAACCAAGUAUAAUUGAGACGUAUUCGCUUCAAGAUGUUGAUCAAGCCACUUUCGACAUGAUCAUCGAAUAUAUCUAUUUCGAUGAAUUGCGAUUAACAAUGGAGACUAUAACUCGUGUACUGAGAGCUGCCAAUGUUUUGAAAUUGAAAAAAUUAUUUAAUACGUGUGUGUCUUGGAUGGAGAAGCAUAUCGAGGAUGUUUGUGCGAACAUUUUAAUCAUCGAUGAAUGCAUUUCUACUUCGUGGAUCGUAUACAAUAUUGAAGAAAUUGUUUCAAGGUUUCUAACCAUACCCGAUACGGACGAUACAUUGCCUAUCUGUUCAUUUACUUUCGAUAUGUUGGAAUAUUUACUUAUGUCCUCGACGUAUAGCUGUGAUAAUCCGCAUCAAAUUGUAGACGCAUGUUCGAAAUGGAUUUUCCACGAUGUAGAAAAUCGAUAUCAUCUGAUACCACAGAUCGCUCUUGCUAUUAAUCGAAAUCUUCAUUACAAUAAAAUCGAAGCUUCUACAGAUUUAAUCAGCUGCUCAUCUGAACAAUUGAUUCGAGACGAAUUAUGGAAGAUAUCACGUUGUAGUUCGUUGAUACCUUCGGUUUCCAUUGAGAAAAAGCAGACCGUUGGUAAAAAGAAAUGGAAAGAAGUACCCGUGUUUGUUGCUUUGUCCAAGACAUCGAUAACAAUUCAUGUUUUGAAUGCUAAUUUAGAAGAAAUCACCUCAUUGUGUCUUUCAAAUUCAGACAUUUAUCGAUUUACUCUCGCGCAUCAUUACGUUUCUGUGGCUGCGACUUUAGUGGAUGAUAAUUUAUUCAUUAUGUUGUGUUUGGAUUAUGAUUUUUUUCGGUUUAUUGUGUAUAAUUUAUCUUUGAAAAAAUUCAUCUCUUUGAAUAACCGUGUUAAAGUGGAAAAAUCAACUGAAUGUUAUAAGAGUACGAAUACGAGCUCGCUGUUGAAUUGUCGAGGCCAAGUUUACUGUUGCUUCAAACACGGCUAUGUAUUGAAGUAUUCGAUCGAGUUGAAUCGUUGGAUGAUGUUUUCGGAGAAGCCGGUGUUUUCUGCUGAAUACACGAAUGAUAAAUACGUAUGGUUCACAAGCGAUGGAGAUAAGUUGUACAGAUUGUAUGGUAAGUGUAUAUCUCAGAGUCCGGAUCUGUCGGUUUUAAAAUAUGUUGUGGAAGAAUUCGAUUUUCAACAAAACAUAUGGUUGUCUUUGUCAGAAAUGCCUUUUAGUCGUCAAGAGUCUUGGGAAGUGCAAAAUUUUACCAUCAUUAAAGGUGGCCAACUUGCUGUGUUAUUAACAUCAUGCUUCGUGACAUUUAAGGGUACACUUUACAGCUGUAAUCAGUAAUGUUUUUUUACGCUUAAGAUAGUCAACUUACAAGGUAAAUUUCUCGGCAAAUAUUCAAUGGAUUUUGCUAAUUUUUUUUUUAUUCGAAAGAUAAUCCAUUUUUUAAGCAAUGACUUUUGAGAUUUUUCGUAUUAAUCGAUUAGAAAAUCCGUGAAAAUGGUUUUUCUGUAGGAAUCCGUUUUCAAGCAUAACUUACUAUCGGAUCACAAUAUUGGAAAAGUUGAAAAAGUCAUUGCUUGAGUUUUUUACUCUGAAAACGUUGAUGAAAAAAAAAUUGAAGAAAAUUUAAAACUCAACGAGAUAUUUACCUUGUAAAUUUA
Planococcus citri (citrus mealybug) is the source of this 3122-nucleotide messenger RNA. RefSeq lists its product as uncharacterized. Gene Ontology annotation, molecular function: protein binding. Bases 310 to 2802 code for a protein of 830 amino acids. The transcript is spliced from 3 exons. The record is from RefSeq and is a predicted model, not a curated record. Lineage: Eukaryota; Metazoa; Arthropoda; Insecta; Hemiptera; Pseudococcidae.